Neofelis nebulosa (Clouded leopard) is the source of this 3666-nucleotide messenger RNA. It is a transcript of the gene TNFRSF11A, whose product is annotated as TNF receptor superfamily member 11a. Gene Ontology annotation, biological process: response to interleukin-1; multinuclear osteoclast differentiation; mammary gland alveolus development. The transcript is spliced from 10 exons. NCBI's taxonomy places the organism in Eukaryota, Metazoa, Chordata, Mammalia, Carnivora, Felidae. Gene Ontology annotation, molecular function: cytokine binding; tumor necrosis factor receptor activity. The coding region runs from base 410 to 2155 and encodes 581 amino acids. The record is from RefSeq and is a predicted model, not a curated record. Gene Ontology annotation, cellular component: external side of plasma membrane.
UCUCACACUACUAUUGCAAAAUCUGUAUACGUACGUAUAUUCGUAAAACGCAGUAGGUUCCAAUAUGAACAGCAAAUGCUGUCAAAACAAAAUUAUUUUUCAGAGAUAGCUUUCGACAGGUGCUACUUCCCCUCCCUUUCCCUUUUGGCCACUUGAAUCCUGUGCAGUUUUUAAUCACGUCUAAACAGGAAACAAAUGACACUGAGACAGUCGUAAUCAAAUGAGAGAGGUCUGUGCCAGUCUCGCCAGUGGAGAUCCAUGAACUCUGACAGCCGAAGGUAGCUGCCGUGCUGCUGUGUCCUCCCCAGGCAAGAAUGUGGUGACUUUUCAGAUCACCCCUCCAUGUACCCAUGAGAGGCAUUAUGAGCGUUUUGGACGAUGCUGUCAUAAAUGUGAACCAGGAAAGUACAUGUCUUCUAAAUGCACUACUACCUCGGAGAGCGUAUGCCUGCCGUGUGGCCCGGACGAGUACUUAGACACCUGGAAUGAAGAAGACAAAUGCUUACUGCAUAAAGUCUGCGACUCAGGCAAGGCCCUGGUGGCCGUGGAGCCCGGCAACCGGACGGCCCCGCGGCGCUGCGCCUGCACGGCCGGCUACCACUGGAGCGCGGACUGUGACUGCUGUCGCCGCAACGCCGAGUGCGCCCCGGGCUUUGGCGCGCAGCACCCGGUGCAGCUCAACAAGGACACAGUGUGCGAGCCCUGCCUUGUGGGCUCCUUCUCAGAUGCCUUCUCUUCCACAGAAAAAUGCAAACCUUGGACCAACUGUAGUGUUCUCGGAGAGACGGAAGUACGUCAUGGGACCGAUAAAUCAGAUGUGGUUUGCAGUUCUUCUCUGCCGUCUACAAAGCCACCAAAUGAAUCCAAGAUAUACUUGCCCGGUUUAAUUAUUCUGCUUCUCUUCAUAUCUGUGGCAUUAGUCGCUGCUGUCAUCUUUGGUGUUUACUAUAGGAAAAAAGGGAAAGCAGUAACAGCUAAUUUGUGGCACUGGGUCAAUGAGGCUUGCGGCCGCCUAAGUGGAAAUAAGGAGUCCUCAGGCAACAAUUUUAGCAGCACUCAUAUGGAAGCCUCUAGUCAGCGUGAAAUUUGUGAAGGUGUCUUACUGCUGACUCUGGAAGAGAAGAUGUUUCCCGAAGAUAUGUGCUGUCCAGACGGCAUUGGCCUCUGUGGCGGUGUGUGCUCAGGGGGUGGUUCCUGUGCACAGGGAGAAGAUGCUGGAGUGCUCACCUUGGUCAGCGAGAUUGAGGGGGACCCCUUCAGGCAGAUGCCCACGGAAGACGAAUAUGUAGACAGGCCCUCCCAGACCCCAGACUCUUCACUGUCCCUCCUCCCUCGGCCUGGCAGCAAAUCCACACCCCCUUUCCCUGAGCCCCUGGAGGUGGGGGAGAAUGACAGUUUAAGCCAGUGCUUCACUGGGACAGAGGGCUUGGUGGAUUCUGAAAGCUGCAAUUUCACGGAGCCCCCGUGCAGGACCGACUGGAUUCCCAUAGCCCCCGAAAAGUACUUGCAAAAAGAAGUGGAGGGUGGCAAUUGCCCCCACUGGGCAGCCAGCCCCAGCUCUGCAGAGGGCUGCGCAGGCUGCAGAAACCCUCCCGGGGAGGACCGGGAACCCCUCACGCCUACCCCGAAAAGUGGACCUUUGCCCCAGUGCGCCUAUGGCAUGGGCCCCCCGCCUGAAGAAGCAGCUGACGGGACAGGCCAGCCCACGGACGGGGCCGACGUAAGGCUUCCCGGCUCGAUGAGGGGAGGCCCGGGGUCUGGAAGCCCCUCCGGUGACCAGCCACCUGCAUCUGGAAAUGUGACUGGAAACAGUAACUCCACGUUUAUUUCCAGCGGGCAGGUGAUGAACUUCAAGGGCGACAUCAUCGUGGUCUACGUCAGCCAGAACUCCCAGGAGGGCCCGGCGGGGCCCGGCGGCGGCGGCGGCGGCGGCGGCGCGGGGGAGCCGGUGGGCCGCCCGGUGCAGGAGGAGAGCCCGCCGCGCUGCGACUCGUUCGCGGGCCUCGGGCCGCGCUUCCCCGACCCAUGCGCUGACCUGGAGGCGCGCCCGGGCGGGGGGCUGCAGGAGUGCGGCUCCCCCGGGCCCGACAAGGCCUCGCGGCCGGUGCAGGAGCAGGGGGAGGCCGGCAAGGGCGCGGCAAGGGCGCGGCGCUGAGCGGCGGGUGACUCGCGGCGGCUCUCGGCGCCCCCUCGGAGCCGCUCUGCGGUGGGGCGGGCGCGGACCUCGGGGCCAUCCAGCCCGGGCUCGGCGGGCACCGCGGGGGCCGCGCGUUCCUACUUGGAGGCGGGGAGCCGCACGCACCUGCGCCUGGGCGGGACCGGGGCCAGGGGCGGGCCGGGAGGAGGCUCGCGCGCCCGUGCCCGGGCGGGGCCUGGGGACGGAGCGCACCUGCUCCCGGGCGGGGCCUGGGGGCCGCGCGCACCUGCUCCCGGGCGGGGUCUGGGGAACCGCGCGCACCUGCUCCUGGGCGGGGCCUGGGGACUGCGCGCACCUGCUCCUGGGCGGGUCAGGGCGGCAGCCCUGAUCUGCGCCCAGACGUCCCUCUCUUCGGUACAUCGUCAACUUAACCUGACAUUCCCCACCUAUCUUGCUCUUUAUAGAAUCGGGCACUUUUGAAAAACCCGCAUUUGUUGUCACCAUUCACUGUUACCCACGGUCACGUAUCAACUGAUGACACGGGUAGACGUCGCUCCACUUUUUACCUCCUUUUAGGGUUUUCCUCCAUCCCCUCCCAUUCCCCAUUAUCAUUUCAUCAGUAGUUUGUCUCUUCAUGGCAUCUGUUUUAGUGAUUGUUCUGUUCUUUUUGGGUCUCCACCCCCCCAUAUUUGUAUUUCACUUCCAUAACAUUUUUCUUGAUACAACCCCCCCCCCUUUUGUUUUUACUCUGUAACGAUUUUCUUGAAAAUUAUCCUUAGGGUGCUGGUCUUCUUUACAUAUAUUUGCACCCCUUCUUGCAAGUAGGCUCCCUGUGUUUUGGUGAUGGCUUUUUUGGGGGGUAGGGAGGUCUGUACUAAGCACUUUUGGGAAAAGGCUAGGACUGUGAAGCUCGGAGGGAGGCUCAGGGAGCGACUGGAGUGACUUUUCGUUUUUGAAAUUUUUUCUGUGUUCUCGUUUUUUUUAGAGGAAGGAAAAAGGGAAACCCUGCUUCCCCCUGAAUGUUUUUAAGACUCUGUCAAUCCUCAGGCACAAUUAAGUGGUAGUGUGUCCUUCUUUCCCCCACUCCCAAAAUGCUUCACCCCUGAGGUGGAUGUAUUUACUCAUUCCAGUAGAGGCCGUCAGGUCCUAGCUGAAUCUCUAAAGAUCCAAGUUGCUGCAGCUUGGUGUUCUUACUUUAAACAGAAUCCUCAUAUUAUGCAUUUAAGAAAACUUAUCACAGAGACACUUUUCUCUUAGACCAGCCCUCUUGUGAGGAAACACACAGCAUGAGUCAGAUUGAAAGGAAUUACCUGGGUUGGUCCAUCCGUUGUGGUGAGUAUUUAAUCUCCUCAGGUGCCAGGGGCCACAGGUGCCCAGCUGAAGGAGUGGCCAUCAUUGAUUUCUCCCUACUGGUUGCAGAUCUCUUGGAAAUGCUGGAAAACUAUCAGCCAGUUAUGAAUUUUAAUGGAGAAGCAGAGGGUGGCUCUAUAAUUUAUGGGACUCCUUUGCUGGCAAAAAAUAAAAACAAA